Ceutorhynchus assimilis (cabbage seed weevil) is the source of this 3327-nucleotide messenger RNA. The record is from the annotation of a GenBank genome assembly. Lineage: Eukaryota; Metazoa; Arthropoda; Insecta; Coleoptera; Curculionidae.
AUGUGGCAUUCAAAGGAGAGUUUGAAGAAAACUGUGAAGAAAAGGCCAUCCCUUCUUCAUUACUUGCCACAAUUAAUAUGUGUCGGCUCAGCUGUGCAUACUGAGUGUCGCGCCUCAAAACCUGCCGUGACAAUAUGCCAAUUAAUUAUGUUCAACAUGCUUCAAGCCUUACCCAAAGGAAAUAUAAUCAGACAUAAAAAAAAGCUUGAACCACCAUUACCAAUUUAUCUUGGACUCUCGAUAUAUGCACGCAGUCGCAAUAAGCAACAGAUAGAUGAACUUCAUAAUUUGGGAAUUUCUAUAUCUUCUAAUCGAGUCAUGGAGAUCACAGCUCAGUUUUCUCAUGUGGUAGUUGGUAGAGCCGAAGAAGAAGGAGUGGUUUGCCCUUCCUCGUUGAAGAAAGGAUUAUUUACUGUCGCCGCCAUCGAUAAUAUUGACCACAAUCCUUCUAGUACGACCAGCGCAGGCUCAUUCCAUGGUACAGGAAUAUUUGUUUUUCAGUUACCUUUCAAAGAAGAAGAAGCAACUAUCAGAAAUUUUCAAAUCUCAUUUGAAGAUGUAGCGAACAACUUACGUAGUGUGCCUAACUUGCCAGAUUCUUUCGCUGUAGUUCCUGAUUACAUUUUUCACAAUAAGCAACCAGCUCCUUCAUCCUGUUCAGAGGAUAUCGCCCAAAGAAUGAGAGCCUCAGUGAAUGUCAUGAGCAUGUGGCAUCUGGAGAGUGAUUGGCUCAGUCACAUUCAUGUGCAAAUGAACGAACUAUGUGAAAAGAUGCCGCAAAAUAUAUCAUGGUCAUCCUUUCGCUCUAACGAAGUCAAAGACAAUGUUACAAUACUGAAAUCCAUCAGCACAUUGCUGCCGCUGUUCUAUGAGAAAUCUACGUCUCCGGCUAUGAUAAGACAUGGUAUGAAAAUAGUGCAUCGCAUCACAGAGCUUCUUAAUGGACAGAACCAACCAGCAGUUCUAUGUGCAGAUCAGCCAUUAUAUGCAAUAAUUAAAACAAUUCAAUGGAACUGUCCACUAUUAUUUGGAGAGAAUAAAUUUGUUGCAAUGUUUGGGCCAUUACACAUAGAACAAAAUUUUUUAAAGUUAUUAGGCGGAUUGCUGAAUGGCUCAGGAUGGGUUGAGUUACUCUCUAACUCUGGUAUUAUAAGUGCUGGAUCUGCAGAAGCCGUCCUAAAGGUAACCCAUAUCACUAAAGCUCGUUUACAUCAUCAGUAUACAGUGGCUGUCCUUUACUCGCUACUUCAAGAUGCAUAUAGGGAUGACAAUCCAAAUGAAGAACAACCUUUUGAUGAUUGGGUAAACCUGAUAUCACCAAAAUCACCAACAUUUCAAUACUGGUUACUCGUGAUGAACUUACAAAUACUUCUUCUUUCUUUUUUGAGAGCUUUGCGCUUGGGAAAUUUCACAGAGUACACAGAGUCUUUACUGCGGAUGAUUCCUUGGUUUUUUGCUUUUAGUCAUUCAAAUUACGCACGUUGGAUAUCAGUGCACGUUAAAGAUCUCUUGGAACUGGAAACAAAAUUACCCAAUGUCUACUGCGAGUUCAUGCUUGGUAACUUUGUUGUCCAUAAGUCGGGCUGCAUCUUCUCUGCUGUUGGUAUAGAUCAAGCCCACGAACAAAAUAAUGCUUUAAUUAAAGCUGAUGGUGGAGCUGUUGGUCUCCUCCACGAUGCCACUGCUCUUAAACGAUGGAUGAUUGUAGGACCCGAGAUUAGUGGCCUACUUUCUCAAUUCCAAGAAAACAUCGCUGGGGUUGAUAAAAAAGGCACGCAUCAUCAUGAACAAUACUCUGCCUUCCAAAAAUCCUUUUAUGAAAAAUGCCUUGCCCUCAAAGAAAGCUUUAUUCAAGCAGAAAAUCCUUUUAAAAUAAGAAGUGAAGACCUGAUAGCCCUAGAUACUAGAAUGGUGGCUGACGAAGAAGGUGUUGCGGCUCUUCAUGGAGCUGAGACAAUAGGAAAUGACUUAUUUCAUGAAUUUAUUGACAGACUCGUAUUAGCACCAACCUCGUUAUAUUCUCCAAUCAAGAAAAGCAAUGUAAACAUUUUCUGUUUUGAAAAAAAGAAACUGGUGCGAGUGGCACCAAACCAACAGCUUAAAUCUGAUGCUCAACUGUUCUCCCGGCUGUUUAUUGUAAGUUCUUCUCGCCGUUUAGACUUGGAUACAUUUUUUGAACAUGAAAAUCAGUCAUUUCCGCCCGCAAUAUCAGUUUCUGGAGAACUUCGCACUGGAUCCAAGAGUACACUUGUCUCAAUUUUAGAAAACCUUUGCCGGGAAAUUCAACAACCACAGCCAACCAGUUGUGACGCAGUUGUGUACGAUGGCGCAGCUUUAGUACAUUUUCUGAAACCUUCCCCUACAAUCAAACUAUUCUCUGAAUAUCGAGCUCAAGUUAAAUCUCAUAUAGAAGUAUUUUGUAAGAAUCUCAAAGCAGAGCGUGUUGACAUAGCCUGGGAUUUAUAUAGAGAUGAUAGCAUCAAGACCACAGCACGACAGUCGAGAGGUACUGGAGCUCGACGUCAGGACCUGCCCAACAAAGGAGAGCUUCCGAAAAAAUGGGACGAGUACCUUAAAAACUCAUCAAACAAAGUCGAGCUUUUCGAAUACCUAGCAAAAGGAAGUCUCGCAGAAACAGAGGAACUUAAUGUUGUCACUAAUGUUGGAGUCACACUUCGUGCAUCGGUUCCAGCUUCAUCUUCCCUCAACGAAGCUUUGUGCGAUCAAAUUGAAGAAGCUGAUGGACGAGUUAUACUACAUUUGGCUGACAUGGUACAACAUGGGACACAAAAUAUUGUGGUUCGCUGCUCCGAUACUGAUAUCCUUGUACUGGCAGUAUCUUUUUUUUUCUUCAAAUUGCAGUCACAAGGUCUUGAACAGUUGUGGAUUUUAUUUGGAUGUGGUAAAUUAAGGCGCUAUAUACCCGCUAACUCAAUUGCCUUGACACUGGGAGAAAAGAAAGCUACUGCCCUUCGAGGAUUUCAUGCAUUUAGUGGGAGCAUUUGUUCUCCUCCACCAUCUCCAUGUAAUAAUGCUUCAAAGUAUCGUAGUCUUGAUGGCACUUGCAAUAAUUUAGAACAUCCUAAAUGGGGUGCUAGUUAUACAAUAUAUACUCGUCUACUUCCUGCAAACUACGCAGAUGGUAUAAGCGCUCCACCUGUAGCCAAAGAUGGCUCUCCUCUACCACUGGCCAGGCUAGUAUCUUCCACUGUACACCCUACAGCACCUGUAGAAGAUAAGCAACUAACUUUAAACGCAAUGCAAUAUGGACAAAUCCUUACGCAUUAUUUAAAUCUCGUUGCUCAAUUUAACCAUAAAAUUGAGUAG